AUGGAAGCCGAUUAUUUGCAGCAGACGUUUUCCCUUGGCGGCAAAACCGCCGUGGUGACGGGUGCCACCGGGGGUUUGGGGCGGUCCUUGGCCGUAGCCUUGGCCAAAGCUGGUGCCUCAACUAUUGUUUCGAUCGAGAUCCCAAACGAUCAAAACAGUCCUGACCUGGAGGCAACGAUCAAGGGGCUCGGGCGCUCAUUUCUUAGAUUUGAAUGCGAUUUGGCUAACAACGCCGACCUGCGUUCUUGCUACGCCAAGAUCUGGGAAGCAGGGGUCAUUCCAGAUAUUUUGGUCAACUGCGCUGGUGUCAUCAGGCGCAAACCCUGCGAGGAUGCCACUGACGAUGACUUAGAUUUGUUGUUUGCAGUAAAUGUAAAAGCAAUCUAUGUCUCAUGUCAGGAGUUUGGCCGAAAACUACUCGAGUUGAACCGCCCCGGAAAAAUAAUCAACAUAGCUUCUGUCACAGCUUUCCAAGCAAACAAGAACACCAGCAUCUAUUCGUCCACCAAGGGCGCAGUAAUUCAAAUGACCAAAGCAUUUAGUAAUGAAUGGGCGAGCAAGGGUAUACAAGUCAACGCUAUCAGUCCUGGAUUCAUGACAACACCAAUGACUGUGGAGUACGCCAACGACGCUGAAGUGAAUGCGUAUCUUAUGGGUAGAGUUCCAGCCGCUCGAUGGGGUGUUCCAAGUGACUUGGAUCCUGCUUUGCUAUUUCUAGCUUCUCCCGUAAAUACCUUUACCACCGGGGUUUCGAUCACUGUCGAUGGAGGAUUCUGCGGAAAAUAA
This is a messenger RNA of Talaromyces rugulosus, 786 nucleotides long. RefSeq lists its product as uncharacterized. The transcript is spliced from 3 exons. NCBI's taxonomy places the organism in Eukaryota, Fungi, Ascomycota, Eurotiomycetes, Eurotiales, Trichocomaceae. Gene Ontology annotation, molecular function: oxidoreductase activity, acting on the CH-OH group of donors, NAD or NADP as acceptor. Bases 1 to 786 code for a protein of 261 amino acids. The record is from RefSeq and is a predicted model, not a curated record.